Messenger RNA from Hemicordylus capensis (graceful crag lizard), 2605 nucleotides. RefSeq lists its product as uncharacterized. Lineage: Eukaryota; Metazoa; Chordata; Lepidosauria; Squamata; Cordylidae. The record is from RefSeq and is a predicted model, not a curated record. Bases 179 to 790 code for a protein of 203 amino acids. The transcript is spliced from 3 exons.
UCAUUCAGUUUGGAGAAGGGGCCAGUACUUGCUUUGAGCUGACCUGUGUUCCUUUGUUCGUCACGUCAUAUCCCUGCCCCGACAAAAUCUGGAGACCAGUGGCUCGUCGGAUCCACUGCUUGACGUCCAGCCUCUGCAGAGCGACAAGGAACGUGCUUCUCCCUGCCCGGCUCCUGCGAUGUCUCUGAUCUGCAGCCAGACAGCUUGUGCAGAGAAGGGCGCGGAGACGCUCUUUGUGCCGCACACGUCUGCUGCAGGACGGUGCCGGAGUCGCGCCAGGCCGAAUCAGCGCCGGCUGGUGGCCGACAAAGAGAGGGAGACAGCUCCACCUUCACUGCUGCUUGGGCGUCGCAGGGACCAGCCCUCCCAGACAUCCACUCUGCACAAUCCCAGCCUGCAGAGCAUCUUCUGCAUUCUGGCGGCCGGAGGGAGAGGGAAAGGCCAGCCAGCCCCGGUUUCCCCUCUGCCAGGGGAGACCUUCCCUUCCCUGGCCUGCCUGCUUGCAUCCAUGUCCCCUGGACCCAAUGAAGCAGACCCAGGCGUGCCCCACAUGGACCCGGCCAUCCUCAUCUUCCUCCUUUAUCUGAUGAUCCUCCACGAGUUGGUGAGCGGCUGGAUGGAGUAUCAGAAGCAGGCGACCAAGCCCAAGAAGCCACCGGGGCCCCUCUGGUCAUCCAGAACCUCCUCCCGGAUGAAGCACUCCGGUUUCCCCCAGCCACUGGCUCACCCAGCACGGAGAGAGCGGUACCGAGACUGGAGGAAGCCAGGCCGGAUCCUCAGGAAGGUGUAAAGGCCUCUCUGGAGCCCGGGAGAAGAGUCGGCAAAGGGGUUAGCCACGAGGAAUGCUGCACCUCAAGGUCCGUACUGAUGGCGGCCACAGAUCGACACAGGAAGCUGCCUUCUACUGAGUCAGACCCUCGGUCCAUCUAGCUCAGGAUUGCCUACACUGACUGGCAGCAGCUCUCCAAGGUUCCAGGCAUCUCAGCCUUACCUGGAGAUGCUGCUGAAGAUUGAACCUCGCUGGGGACCUUCUGCAUGCAGAGCAUCCCGUUGCCUUUGGACACCUUCCUGGAGAUGCAUCUCAGCCUCUUCUUCCCGUGGCUGGAGGUGUGUUCGACGGCUCUCAGCCAGUCAUAUCUCGGAGAGGAAACAGGUAUAGAGGACUGUGAAUUGCCGAAGAGCAGAAGUGGUCCUGGACUACCAGAAGCAGAAGCAAGGGACAUGGAUUUCUGCCACUCUGCAAAGAAUAUUCUGAGAUGUCCAUGAAUGGGUUAGGGUUCUCCAGGUCCGGCACAGGGCAGAAACCAAACUGUACUAACGCACGCUGAGAGUCACGCAUCAGUUGGGCCUCAUUGCUUCCCAGUUCAAGGGCACAUAGGAACACAGGAAUCUGCCGUAUACUGAGUCAGACCCUUGGUCCGUCUAGCUCAGCAUUGUCUUCACAGACUGGCAGCGGCUUCUCCAAGGUUGCAGGCAGGAGUCUCUCUCAGCCCCUAUCUUGGAGAUGCUGCCAGGGAGGGAAGUGGGAACUGAGAUAGCUGGAAACGAGAGUCCAGCAGCGUUGUGGGGGCCAAGUUUGAGAACCCCUGCGUUAGUCUGAGGCUGUGGUAGGAAGGGGUGAAGGUGAGAGCUGGGAUGACAUUGAGCCUGACAUGACAUGUGAUAUAAAUUCCACAUUUGCGGGGAGGAAAUCAAAGGCGAGUGCAUGAUUUCACCCUGAUCUGGACUGGGGCUGUGUGGCCCGGGGACAGAGUAAGGGGCUUCUUAACAUUUCUCCCUGCCAUGCUCCCGAUCCAACCCUGCGCGUGCCGUUUCCCUUGGGGAACAAAGCCUCCUCGAGGCAACGUCGAAGGACCUUGUGCUAUCUUCAGAACUGAUACGGUUGCAGCAGAAACCUGUGUGCUUUCUGCCCACGUGGCCUUCACCCAAAGAAAACCCGCCUGCAUGAUGAAGUCCCCUUCAGGGGCUGAUCUGCAGGUGACGCUGCCUUGGCAGUUGAGGCGGGGAAACUCGCCUGUCCCCUGCACUUAUGUCUUUUUGGUACCCUCUUUUUAAAUUCCCCCAUGUGUUUAAGAGUAGUGGCUAGGUUGGAUCUGAUUCCCUCCUGGAAUGUUACGCUUUCACCACUUUUACCAAAGUCUGUGUGGUCGGAGACUGAAGCUGGCUGCCUCCACGCCGGGAAGGGAGAACAUUCCACAUGAUCUGGAGAAGCAACAUUUGUCGUGCAAACUCCAGAGGGCCAAGGCUGGAGACAUCCCUCUGUCGUCAUUUAAUUUCUGUUACGUGUUAAGGAAUAAAACAACUCUUUUCAUAUUAAAAAGUGUUCUGUUUUCUGUGAACAUAGCCGCCAACAUCGGAACGCUGCGCUUGUGCAAGGAUAUUGCAUGGGUGCAGGGCCUGGUGUGCUAGCCAGGAGAGGAGAGGGGGUCUUGUGGUCACAAGCAUGACUUGUCCCCUUAGCUAAGCAGGGUCCACCCUGGUUGCAUAUGAAUGGGAGACUAGAAGUGUGAGCAAAGUAAGAGAUUCCCCUCAGGGGAUGGAGCCGCUCUGGGAAGAGCAUCUAGGUUCCAAGUUCCCUCCCUGGCAACAUCUCCAAGAUAAGGCU